Messenger RNA from Heterostelium album PN500, 1764 nucleotides. Its product is annotated as protein serine/threonine kinase. Gene Ontology annotation, biological process: peptidyl-threonine phosphorylation. Gene Ontology annotation, cellular component: cytoplasm. NCBI's taxonomy places the organism in Eukaryota, Evosea, Eumycetozoa, Acytosteliales, Acytosteliaceae. The transcript is spliced from 2 exons. The coding region runs from base 1 to 1764 and encodes 587 amino acids. Gene Ontology annotation, molecular function: protein serine/threonine kinase activity; ATP binding. The record is from RefSeq and is a predicted model, not a curated record.
AUGUUUUCAAAGACUAAAAGUUUUAAAGUUUGUAAUUUGAAUUCUCGCACGAAUUCAUUCACAAUGCUAGAAGGAAAUGAUCCACAAUCAAGUGAGGAGAUUACUGUGGAGCAAUCAGAUGAGAGUGCACUAAGAAUGGCCUUUGGUGGUGAAUCUUCAACAUCCCUAACUUCAUCUCAAACAAAAAAACAACUCAUAGCAAACAGGAUGGAAGAAAUUAAAAUGACAUUCAAAGCAAUUCGUGCAAGUGAACGUGUCGAUCUUCUUUUUCUUUUGGAUUGUACUGGAUCCAUGGGUGAAUAUAUCUAUCAGGUGAAAAAUGACUUGGUUAAACUACAAGUAGAACUGAAAGCCAACUACAAAAAUCUUGACCUGAAGUUUGGUUUCAUUCGAUACACUGAUUUCGAUGUGGAGAAACCUUACUCUAUAUUAGAUUUCACCAACAGUACUCUUGAUUUUGUAACCUUUGUUGCCUCUAUCAAAGACGAAGGAGGAGAUGACUGUGCAGAGGAUAUGUUUGGUGGAAUGAACCUUAUAAAACUGAUGGGUUGGAGAAAGGAUAGCACUAGAAUUGUCAUUCAUUUGGCUGACGCACCAUGUCAUGGAGAAGAGUACCACGAUAAACCAGACAACUAUCCAGAUGGAGAUCCGAAUGGUAUUACACUUGAUUCGUUGAUGAAAGAUAUCAUUUCUCUCGAUAUCAAUUAUUUCUUUGGUCACAUUAUAAAGCCUGCCACAAGCAAGAUGAUUGAUAUCUUCAACAAACGAUUGGCAAUACUAUCUAAAAAUAUGAAAACAAUCAAUACAUUCGAUUCCAAAGAUAUAUCAACACUCAGCACUCACUUGUUGAAAUCAGUUGAAUCAUCAAUUUCAUCAUCAAGAUCCACUUUAACAAGUCAACUUGUUGAUAAGGAACCUAGAAUACCUAAAGAUUACAUCAUUGUUAAAGAAGUUCCAUAUUUUCCAACACUUCCACUAAUCCCAAUGCAAAGAAUUCAAUUCAAGAUUCCAAACUCUUUAGAUGCUUGCCUGGAUGAAAAAUAUGAAGCUAGUUCAUUUAGUGAAGAAUUCGAGAUCAAAAUGGCACCAUAUCCAUUCUCACAAGGAGGAAAUCGUUUGGCUUACCACGCAGUCGACAAGGAUGGCAACCGUAAAGUGGUAAAACAGUCAAAAUACAAAGGUAGCAGCUACAACUCAAUGAAAAGAUAUUUGGAAGAAAUGGAAUGUCAAACUGUUGCUGCUAAAUUUGCAUUUGAUUUCAAUCACCUCAGAAGUAAACAAGAUAUCAACUUUACAUUCGCCAAAGUAUUAGUUGAUAAAAAUAAUGAUCAACCUCAGUUUUAUUCAGUCGAAAAAUUAAUCGAAGGUGAAUACCAAAAGUUCAACAGUAAUCAUGGAUGGUUAAGAAAAGAUGAAGAUGGAAUGAACGAAAUCAUUCAGACAUUCUCUCAUUGGACAUAUCAAGCAUCCAAAGGUAAAGCAAUGGUUGUCGAUAUCCAAGGUGUCAAAAUUGAUAAAGGUUACUUGUUGACUGAUCCAGCAAUCCAUUGUAUAAAUGUAAGAAGAUUCGGUGCAACCAACUUGGGCAAACCUGGAAUGAUCAAGUUCUUUGAUACUCAUAAAUGCAAUAAGCAUUGUCGUGAACUUAAACUUGUGAAACCUUCAUUCGGCAUUCUAACAAAAACUACAUCUUCAUCUCCCUCUUCACUAAAUUCAAUAUCCUCUAUUAAUUCAACAAAAGUCGACUUUAGUAAUAAUAAUUAA